Messenger RNA from Morus notabilis, 1880 nucleotides. RefSeq lists its product as uncharacterized. The record is from RefSeq and is a predicted model, not a curated record. NCBI's taxonomy places the organism in Eukaryota, Viridiplantae, Streptophyta, Magnoliopsida, Rosales, Moraceae. The coding region runs from base 207 to 1817 and encodes 536 amino acids. Gene Ontology annotation, molecular function: protein binding. The transcript has a single exon.
AGUACCGUUACGAAAGUAGAGAAAAAAAAAGCCAUGAAAUAUGACCGUUACACAGGAAAUUUAAAUAUGUGCUGAAACCUCGUCAAUCAAAUGGAAGCCAAAACUCAUUACUUCACUCCCAAUUCUUUGAAUCUUCACAGCCAAAACCCAAAAGAUGAUGUGAGAAAAGAGAAACAAUCAAGAACCGCAAAGUUUUGCAUUUCCCAAUGGCGGAACCGGAAGAGCUAAUGCAACAGCUGAGAUCCAAAGCCACAGAGCUCUUGCUCAGAGAAGAAUACAAGGAAUCCAUAAACGCCUAUUCACACUUCAUAACUCUCUGCCAAGAUCAACUCCACAAACACCAUGAAAAACCCGACCCAAACAAUGUCCUCAAGCUCCAGAAAUCCCUCUGUUUAGCCCUCUCUAACCGGGCCGAAGCCCGGUGCAGGCUCCGAGAAUUCGGCGCAGCCUUGGAGGACUGCGACGAAGCGUUGAAAAUCGAGAGUACCCAUUUCAAGACUCUUCUCUGCAAAGGGAAGAUCUUGAUGAACCUGAACAGGUACUCCAUGGCCUUGGACUGCUUCAGAACUGCCCACCUGGAUCCCCAGGUUUGUAAUGGGGGCUCCGAAAGCCUCAAUGGGUACUUGGAAAGAUGCAAGAAGAUGGAGUUCUUGUCGAGAACCGGGGCUUUCGAUCUCUCCGAUUGGGUUCUCAGUAGGUUCCACGGCAAGCCGCCUGAGCUUGCCGAGUACGUUGGGCAGGUUCAGAUAAGGAGAUCGGAGAUCAGCGGGCGAGGACUGUUCGCGGCGAAGAACAUCGAUGCGGGGACUUUGCUUUUUGUGAGCAAGGCAAUUGCCAUUGAGAGGAGUAUUUUGGGAGGUGAAGAAUUGGGAGAGAAUGCCCAAUUGAAUAUGUGGAAGAAUUUCAUUGAUGAAGUUACCAAUUUAGCGAGUAAGUGUCCUAGAACCCAUGAUUUGCUUGCUACAUUGUGUUCGGGUGAAGGUGAAAAUGAUCUUGAGAUUCCUGAUAUGAGCUUAUUUAGGUCUGAGAGUGAGAGUAGUUGUGGCAUCUCAGUAGAGAAGCUUGAUAGGAAGAGGAUUUUAAGCAUCUUGGAUGUGAAUUCUCUAGUGGAAAAUGCAGUUGCAGCCACGGUUUUGGGGAAGAACAGUGAGUAUUAUGGAAUUGGUUUGUGGGUUUUGGCUUGUUUUAUCAACCAUUCAUGUGUUCCCAAUGCAAGGCGUUUGCAUGUUGGUGACUAUGUAUUAGUCCAUGCUUCUAGAGAUGUUAAGGCUGGUGAGGAGAUCACAUUUGCAUACUUUGACGUGCUUUCUCCACUGGGAGAGCGCAAGGAGAUGUCAAGGAGGUGGGGUUUUGGUUGCGGCUGCAAGAGGUGCGAGUUCGAGGAGGGAAUUUUUUCGAGGCAAGAAGUGAGAGAGAUUGAGAUAGGUCUUGAGCGAGGCAUGGAUACUGGUGGCACGGUUUUUAGGUUGGAGGAAGGGAUGAGGAGAUGGAUGGUGAGAGGCAAAGAGAAGGGCUAUUUGAGGGCAUCGUUUUGGGCUGCAUUUAGUGAAGCUUAUGGCUCGGAAAAGUCGGUGAAAAAGUGGAGCCGGCGAAUUCCUCCUGUGGAUUCUGUGCUGGACAGCAUCAUGGAAGCAGUGGGGAGCGACGAGAGGGUAUUGAAGAUCUUGUUGGACAGAAUGAAAAAGAGUGGUGGUAGUGGCGGCGUAGUGGAGAUGGAGAAAGCUCUGAAACUGGGAAGAGGACUGUAUGGAAAAGCAAUGAAGAAGCAAGCUAUGAAGACUCUUGUAGAUCUUGUUCAUGAACAUGCUAUUAACUAAAUAGCCAAAAGUUUUCUACCACUUGUUGAACACAACUUUCUGAAUUAAAUAGUAAUUUACUUU